AUGCUUUGGAUUGUCAGGGCUUUUGUCCUCUUUGUGUAAGGACAGAAUGGUGUAACUUUCAAAAUUAUCUGAUUUCCUAGCUUGUAUUUAAAGCAUUUGAGUCCUUAAAUGUAGUUUCCCUACUAAUCUGCACACUUCUGGCCCUGUUGCACUCCCUUCUAGAGGUUUUCUGGGCAUUAGAAGUUGAGAAGGUACCUGUGACUUUUCCAUGAUGACAACUAUGCUCUCUUUAUUAGUUUAACAGUGUAUCAGGGAGUAUUUUUUGAAAACUCCCACCCUUACUCCAAGAUGGUUAGCUUUGGAAGUACAAAUUAAUGUCUCUUUCCUGUCCUGUUUAUGGAUGGGAAAAAUAAACUGACCAAAAGAAUCAUAGAAUUCAGCAUUUAGAACAUUUAGAACAUCUUGAGAAUGGAAAUUGGUAGUGAUUCUGGUGACUCCUAUAAGUAACACAAAUAACAAACUCCUAAUGCAUCACACACUGCCCUUUUAUUUCCCCAUUAAGUUACGUACUUUUCAGUAUUCUUGGAGAUCUUCUGAUAUAUUAAUGAGAGAGCCUCAGACUGGUCCUAGGGUCUUUAAAACCUCCGUUUUGAAUAAGAACAUCAGCAAGGAGCAAGCGGCAGCUAAUGUUUGAAGUUAAAUCCUGAUCACAGAAAUCAGAAAGAUUUUCUAUGCUGAGACUAGCCCCAGAGAAUAGAUGGUAUAUUUUUUCAAGUGUGAUUUUUUAAAAAACAAUAAGGAAUUACCUUAUAAGGGAAAAAAAAAACUUCAGAAAAUUGAUUUUGUGAAUUUGGUUGAGGUAGGAUAUUUUUCUGCUGGCCUGGCUGGCUAUGAAGCAUGUACCAGGUUGGCAGCUGCAACUUAGCUUCUAGACCCACCCAUGCUGUGAAAGCACCUGAAUGAAGAUGUGGCAGGUGGAGAAAGCACUUUGGAACUCCUGAGUGACAGCCAGAAACCAGAAUGUUAAUUUGGCAAGUGUGCUACUGGGUGCUGAGUCUUGGGCCUACACAGUCUUCAAUAUAACAGGAAUACGGUGUACUUUGCAUUCAGGAAUACAGAAAAAACAGCAAAGUGGAGUCAAGUACACGUAACAGCUUCAUGGGCUUGAAGGAUCACCUGGGGCAUGACCUCGGCCACCUGUAUGUGGAGAACACUGACCCACAGUUAAGUGCAGCUGUACCUUGGCCAAUGGUAGAAAAAUCAACAAUGGAUACAGUUAAUGCCGGGAAGGAGGAAAAAGAGGUGUCUGAAGAGAAUGUGAGCUCUGGUGACUCUGAAGAAAGCACAAAUUCUGAUCAUGAGUCAGAACAAUUGAAUAGCAUUUCAGUAGAGCCAUGCUUGUUAACCAAGACUCACAGACAAUUAUGUAGGUCUCCCUGCUUAGAGCCUCACCUACUCAAACACAAUGAAAUUUUGCAAGACUUUAAACCUGAAGAGUCCCAGACUCCGUCCAAGGAAAUGAAGAAACCCCCUGAUGUGAUGCGAGAAUACCAAACAAAACUGGAGUUUGCACUUAAGUUGGGUUAUUCUGAAGAACAGGUUCAGCUUGUGUUAAACAAACUUGGUACUGAUGCUUUAAUCAAUGAUAUUUUGGGAGAACUUGUCAAACUGGGAAAUAAAAGUGAGGCUGAUCAAACAGUUAGUACAAUUAACACUAUAAUGCGGGAAACUUCUUCCCUGGAAUCUCAGAGGUCUGAAUCGCCAAUGCAAGAGAUUGUAACAGAUGAUGGUGAAAAUCUAAGACCAGUUGUUAUUGAUGGCAGCAAUGUGGCAAUGAGCCAUGGAAACAAAGAAGUAUUUUCCUGCCGAGGAAUAAAAUUGGCAGUGGAUUGGUUUUUGGAAAGAGGCCAUAAAGAUAUUACAGUUUUUGUUCCUGCUUGGAGAAAAGAGCAAUCCCGACCUGAUGCUCUCAUUACAGAUCAGGAAAUUUUACGCAAAUUGGAAAAGGAAAAAAUCCUGGUGUUCACGCCAUCCCGGCGAGUCCAGGGAAGGCGAGUGGUGUGCUAUGAUGACAGGUUCAUUGUGAAGCUUGCUUUUGAGUCAGAUGGUAUAAUUGUGUCCAAUGAUAACUACAGGGAUUUGGCUAAUGAAAAACCAGAAUGGAAGAAGUUCAUAGAUGAGCGGUUAUUAAUGUAUUCCUUUGUCAAUGACAAGUUUAUGCCCCCUGAUGACCCUCUUGGCAGACAUGGCCCAAGUCUGGAUAAUUUUCUGAGGAAGAAACCUAUUGUUCCUGAACACAAAAAGCAGCCUUGUCCAUAUGGAAAGAAGUGUACCUAUGGACACAAGUGCAAAUAUUACCAUCCCGAAAGGGGCAGUCAGCCUCAGCGGUCAGUGGCUGAUGAACUUCGUGCCAUGUCUAGAAAUACAGCAGCCAAAACUGCAAAUGAAGGAGGACUGGUGAAAAGCAACAGUGUUCCUUGUAGCACAAAGGCUGAUAGCACUUCUGACGUCAAACGAGGUGCUCCAAAGAGGCAAUCAGAUCCAAGCAUAAGGACUCAAGUCUACCAAGACCUAGAAGAAAAGCUUCCCACCAAAAACAAAUUGGAAACCAGGUCUGUACCUUCCUUAGUUAGUAUACCGGCUACUUCUACUGCAAAACCCCAAAGCACUACAUCUUUAAGCAAUGGCCUUCCAUCUGGAGUUCAUUUCCCACCUCAGGAUCAAAGACCACAGGGACAAUAUCCUCCAAUGAUGAUGGCAACCAAAAAUCAUGGAACGCCAAUGCCUUAUGAACAGUAUCCAAAAUGUGACUCACCUGUUGACAUUGGAUAUUAUUCCAUGUUAAAUGCAUAUUCAAAUCUGAGUAUCUCAGGCCCAAGAAGUCCUGAAAGGCGUUUCUCAUUAGACACAGACUAUAGAAUAAGUUCUGUAGCUUCUGACUGCAGCAGUGAAGGGAGCAUGAGCUGCGGGAGUAGUGACUCGUAUGUGGGGUACAAUGACCGAUCCUAUGUCAGUUCUCCUGACCCCCAGCUGGAAGAGAAUUUGAAGUGUCAACACAUGCACCCUCAUAGCCGCCUUAAUUCCCAGCCUUUCCUGCAGAAUUUCCACGACCCCUUAACCAGAGUGCAAAGUUACAGUCAUGAAGAACCAAAGUUCCAUCACAAGCCUCCUCUUCCACACUUGGCUAUGCAUCUGCAGCACCCUGCUGUGGGUGCCCGGUCUAGCUGUCCUGGUGAUUACCCCUCUCCUCCAAGUUCAGCACACUCGAAGGCACCACACCUAGGAAGGUCCCUAGUGGCUACCAGAAUAGACAGCAUUUCUGAUUCCAGACUCUAUGACAGUUCUCCUUCAAGACAAAGAAAGCCUUACUCCCGUCAGGAAGGGUUGGGAAGCUGGGAUAGGCCAAGUUUCGGAAUGGAUGCCUAUGGGUAUCGGCAGACUUAUUCCUUGCCUGAUAACUCCACACCACCGUGUUAUGAGCAGUUCACCUUCCAGAGCCUACCUGAACAGCAGGAGCCCACCUGGAGAAUACCAUAUUGUGGAAUACCACAAGAUCCUCCAAGGUACCAAGACAACCGGGAAAAGAUUUAUAUCAACUUGUGCAACAUCUUCCCACCUGACCUUGUGAGAAUUGUCAUGAAAAGAAAUCCUCACAUGACAGAUGCCCAGCAGCUUGCUGCAGCCAUUUUAGUGGAGAAAUCACAGCUGGGUUAUUGAAAGAUGAUGCAUCAUUGUGGUGUUUAGUAGUUUUUUGUUCAGCUCAAAUGCUGAGGGAGGUUUGCUACAAUAGCACAUGUGAUCUCCUUCUCAGCAAGGAGGUUAUAUAGUAUCCAUUUAUGUGAAAUACUGUAUCAUGGAAUCUGUAUGUAUAGCCCCACUUGGUGGAAGUAUCACGGGAUUGCUUUACAUUCAAACUUUUUUUUAAACAUUUCCUUUUUAAAGCUAUAUCCUUGGCUGGAAAAUUUUCCAGUUUGAUUUAAUAGAUGUAUCUGUGAUCUUUGAUAUUAAUCUUUGGUGCAUCAGGGGUUUAUAUGCAGCACUUUUUAUCUUUGUUUCAUGUUUUAUUAACUUGGUGUUUAUCUAUCAAUCGCAAGCAAUUAUAAUACCUUCAGAAUGUGGAAACUUUGACUAGACCUAGCAAACUAUUUUUUCAAGCCAAGCUUAAUUAGAAUCUUUUACAGCUUUUUAAGUUAUUUUUAUUUGGGGAAAGUGGGCUUCUUUGUGCUAUAAUCAUUAUUUAUAGAAACAAAGAUAUACUACAGCACUGACUUUAUAUUUUAGACAAAAUGUAAGUUACCGGUUUAUGUUGAAAAGGGUAACAGUAUAUAUUAGAAUGAUUUCAAAUAUGGCACUUUUCACUGUUGUAUUUUUGUUUGGAUUUUUUCUGUUAAGAAUUAGUUAACUUAAUAUGGUCAGUUUAAGAGAAAGCAGAUGCAAUCAAUGGAAAAAAUCAUUUCCAUUUUUUAAUUUUUAUUUUUUUAUGAAUAAGGCAAAAGCCGUAACUGUUACAGGUUAGAGCUUUGUUAUCCAGCUAUGAUGUGCUUCUAGACAGUAGGAAUGGAAUUGAAUUCCUCGAUUUCCAUUAACCCGUAUUUUUAAUGUCUAUUUGUUUGGGGGGCACAACAAUACUGGAUAAAUAACCCUUUCACAGUACUUGCCUGUUUUUAAUGAAUCUAAUUAUUCUCAAUGCAACUUUUAUAUUUAAUAUACUCUAGCUUUCCUGCUAUUUAUCAAGGCUGGCCUGAGGUGGUUUUAUGUGUUGAGGAUAUGCAACAUUUAUUGAUACUGCACUAUAGAAGUGGUGAUGGAGGAGUGUAAAUGGUAACUUAAAAUUUUUGUAAGAUACUGUAUAUUUUCCAUUUCCUGAAGGUAGUUUUUUUUGGGGGCCUGUUAUAUUAUUAAGGCCAGACUCUUGCCACAAAUAGUGUAGUUUUAGAUACAGACUAAAGUCUGUUCUAGUAUUAGUAAGGGAUAUUUCUGGUUUUAAAGUCAUGGGUUUUGCUUGUUGCAGUUACAUUUCUAUGGACUAGAAGAUAGAUUUUGCAGUCAGCGGCAGUCAGUCGUGUGAUUGACAUAACUUGACUGUUCCCUCCAGAUUCUGGAUUUUACUUAGUGUAGCAGACACAUUCAGAUCUAUUUUUACAGUCUGCCUGGAUGCUCUGGUCAUUUGGAUUAUUCCACAUGCCAUAGUUUGAAGUAAAGCCCUGAAAAACCAGAAAGUACCUUUUACUGUUGAUACAAAUUGUAUCUUUUUAACUAUAAGAACUAUUUUGAUUUGUAGAUCUAGUAAAAAACACAAAUGUGUAACUAUGAUUAGACUUUUGGGCAACAUUUUAUCCCUUAUUUAAAUACAAAUUUUUAAAGUAAAAUUGAGGUCUAGAAUAGGGUAGAAAAUAAAAGUAACAAUUUAGGUAAAUAAAAGUGUCUGUCUUAGUUUUAUAUAAUAUAUUAAAAUAUAUUAAAUAAAUUUAUUGGCAUUUUCUUUCUCCUAAAACUUAUAUAGUCUGAACUUAAAAUAAAGGUAAAAUGCUGCCUGAAAAUAAUGUCCAAGCAUCUUUGACUAGGAUAACAUUUUCACUACUUGUGUGACACUGUGUGUUGCAUGAAGUAGGAUUUGGGUAUACAGUAAAUGCUUCUAAAAGGCAUUGUGCAUUAUUGACAUAUCCAAUAAUCUGAACCAUGUUCAGCAAACUUAAUUCAGGAAAGUGAUGUUCUACACAAUUAUUGCUGUUGUGUUUGAAGUGAGUGUGGCAUGCAUCUGUACCCAAAAGUAAUGCAGGUGACGCCACACAGACCAUUUUGAGUGGUGUCUGAGCAACCCGUACUCACUUGUGAAGUUGUUUUCCUUGAUUUUGUCAGUCAUUAUCUACAGAACAAGUUUAAAUACAGAAGCUAAAUGCGUGCCAAAAGUAGGGUUACAGAUGUGUAGUAUGUUUUAUGUUAGUCAUAAUCUAAGAUUAUAUAGUAUAAAAAUCACUUUUAAAUUAUUCUUGUAGGUUUUGCUUCCGUUUUCUUUGUAGCAUUUUAAUUAUUUGAAGAUAGCCAAAUAUUACUAAAUUGUUUUAAAUGAGAUUUUAGGUGAAAUGGAUAUAACUUUUUAAAUUUGACCUUUUAAUAUUUUUAGUGGCUAUUUGUCAUGAUUGUUUUGGGAAAAUAAUGUACCCUGCCAUCACUUGUACUGAAGUGAGUAGCCCUGAACUACCCACAAAUCUUCCAGUAUAAUUAGUUGUAAAAAAAUAGCCAUUUUCUCGGGGCUGGAGUUGUGGCUCAGCAGCAGAGCACUUGCCUAGCAUGUAUGAAGCCCUGGGUUCAAUUCUCAGCACCGCAUAUAAAUAAUAAAAAUGAAUAAAGAUUAAAAGGUCCAUCAACAUCUAAAAAAAUAUUUUAAAAAAAGAAAUAGCCAUUUUAUUAUAUCAAAAGGACAAUUUGUUCCUAUUUUUUUUAAACACCAGUGUUGCUUUCAGAGUUUUAAAAUAAGAUAAUUGGCAGACUUUGGGUAUAGCAAACUCUUGUUUAUCUUAAUACCUAAAAGCAGUACAUUGUCAAAUUAAAUCUACAGCUGAUCGAAAACCUUCAUUUAAGCAAAAAACUUUCUCCCUAAUUCAUAAUCCCUAUUUAUCAGACUUGCUAAUAAAUAACUAGAAAGAGGUGUGUGAAUAAGUAGUGAAAUUGCCAAUAAUGGUCAGCUGAAUAGGAAAAAAAAAGAAUUCAGACUGGAAUAUUCUGCCCCUGAAUAAUUGUCAGUUGACUGUACUUUAUACAGUAAUUAGCCAGUCUGUUGUCUCUGUGUCUUAGUCCAGAGGGAAUAGUAUCCAACUGGCCAUAUACUGGCCCUUAGUAUUUCCUCCUUUCUUGCAUGUGAUGCAGACAUUUUUGGUCUCGUUUUUAUGAUCUCUGUAUCCUGAUAGAGUUUGUCAUUGACUUAAACAUUGAAAGAAAUGCUCACCAGUAUAAAAUAUUUAAUUCUGGUGGAAACUUGAAUUUUGUGUUUUUAUGAAAAUGCAUUUAUGAGAAUAUGUAAUAUAACUAAAGAAGAGUGUUUUAUAUAUAUACAUAUACACAUACAUACAUAUUUGUUAUGAAGUAUUAAAAAUGGGGGGGGUCCUUUGAUGGCUAACAUUUCUGUAAUUGAAUGUUUCACUGAGUUGUAGAUGACCAAGUCUAGUGUCUGGAUGACCAAUGAUAGGAUUUAGAACCACUUAAAAGGAAAGCAACUCUUCUCUGGUUUUAUUCCUGAUAUUUUUAAAGAAUUAUUUUGAUAAUUUUAAUAGAUGUGUAAUUUUAAAAUACACAAAAAACUUAAAGUAGUAUUGAUUAUACAAAUGAUUAUUUAACAUGUUUUGUGGAUGUAACUAUAUGUAUAUAGACAGUAAUAUAUUUAUAAAACAAAUCUACUUUAUGUUGUAGUUCUUUAUGGUAAGUGGGAAGAUGCUUCUGUGUGUGUGUGUGUGUGCUUAUGUGUGUGUUUUGGAAAGUCUAAGCCUUUUCAUGCCUGAUUUAAUGGCUUUUAUAUAUUUGGUUUUAUUAUUAUUUCUAUCCAGCUUCCUUAUUCAAGAUAAAUACGAUGUACAAUUUCUGGCCAUUCUGUUGGCACGUGACCCAUCCAUUUUAUUAUUAUCUGUAAUAAUUCAUAGAGUGCCUGAGUGACCUGAAAUAAAACAAUUUUUUUGCUAGA
Ictidomys tridecemlineatus (thirteen-lined ground squirrel) is the source of this 7615-nucleotide messenger RNA. It is a transcript of the gene Zc3h12c, whose product is annotated as zinc finger CCCH-type containing 12C. Gene Ontology annotation, cellular component: cytoplasmic ribonucleoprotein granule; nucleus. Gene Ontology annotation, molecular function: mRNA binding; RNA endonuclease activity; metal ion binding. The record is from RefSeq and is a predicted model, not a curated record. Lineage: Eukaryota; Metazoa; Chordata; Mammalia; Rodentia; Sciuridae.